AUGGCAACAGCGCAAGACGACUUUCUCAAGUCGUAUAUCCCACUUUACGUCUCAUGCCAGUCCACUGGCGGUUUUCAGGACUUCUGGACAACUAUUGGGCGAGAAUAUCACGCCAAAUACCCCAUCGUCCUCACUGCGGAUGAUGUAGCAGCAGCCGACGGUGAUCGUGAGCUGGCGUUCCAGAGACGCACCGACAAGGACUUAAAGUAUAUCAGAGGCUUUUUUGCAAAUGGAACUCGCACGGGCAUUGUUGGCAAAGGCGGGGGUCAGCUGAUCCUUCAAAUAUGUCGGGCCAGUAGCAAGCCAGAGAAGAAGCGUACUCGCAAACCCCUUCCUUGGCAAACGUAUGCAAAAUACAUCGACUUCCGGAAUAACUUGGCCCUCAAAGCCGAGUUCGCGACCGAGUACGCCGCGCAUUGCGGUGCGCUUCCAGCAGGCGCUGCGAAGCCGCGAGAAUUGACGGUCCUGGGGAGAUGGCUGACUCAACGCCUCGAGUUGGAAACAGAAGAGGUGAAGAGUCACGUCGAGGAGCUGCGUCAUGCCAAGGGUAGCGAGGUUGACGAGGAUGUCAACAUGACCGAGGACAACGGCACACUGCAGUCUAAUGAGGAGACUCCUCCGCAGCGCAACAAGGAGGAUCCUCCACCGGACCCAAUAUCCGACCCGGACCAAUAUCAACGCCUCUGCGACAGCAUUCCGAAGGUUCUCAUGACUGUUCUAGACUCAUUGACCGUCGAAACCAAAUGGUCUUUUUGUGUAUUCGCCUGCGGUCCUGAGCCAAAAUUCAACACCGUCCCGAGGUCCUAUAGCUACGCAAAUGGAGGGACUUCUACGCUUCCGCAUAUGUUUAAUGCCAAGAAAGACGUGUGGCGAGCAUUUCAGCAGGAGUGGGAUCGAUGGGGUGCAGAACGCUAUCCAAAUGGCUGGUCCGGUAUCUCCGACGCCAUCGACAAGUUGGUCGAAACGGGCAUGACUCGCGACGAGGCUAUUGCAAGUCUGGAAAUCAUUCCCAAGGAGACUGAUCCAGAGCCUGGCCCCAAAAAAGGUCGCCGUCGCCGUCGGAUUGCAGCCCCAUCCGAAGAUGUCACAGCUGGUCCCGCUACCGAUGAUCCUUUGGAUGCCGGGGGUGCUGCCACUGCACCCGAUCGACCACGACCUCGCCCGAUUGGUGGUGGCAGGUCGCAGUCAACUGGGAGCACCAUGCCCACUCUUCACAAUCGGCCUCUUGGCAUGAACGAGGUGCAGCCAGACGUCAACACCCCGUCUCCGGUCGGCGGUCCGGCACAGAAUGCAACCCCUCCGCCACGCGCCCCGAGCGAGCAGCCUGACGCGUACGACAGGGGACUGGACGCCAACACGCCGCCUCCUGUCGACGGUCCGCCACCGGAGGCGACCCCUCCUCCACGCGCCCUGAGCGAGCAGCCCAGCGUGAACAACGCGCGGCCGGAUGCCGAUACGCCGCCUCUCGUCGAUGGUCUGACCCCUCCUCCACACGCUCCGAGUGAGCAGCUCGGCGCGAACAACACGCCGCCUCCCGUUGAUGGUCCGCCACCGGACCCGACCCCUCCUCCAUGCGCCCCGAGCCAGCAGCCCAGCGUGAACAACGCGCAGCCGGAUGCCGACACGCCGCCUCCCGUCGAUGGUCCGCCACCGGAGGCAACCCCUCCUCCACGCGCCCCGCGCGAGCAGCUCGGCGCAAACAACGCGCCGCCUCCCGUUGACGGUCCGCCGGCGGACCCGACCCCUCCUCCACGUGCUCCGAGCGAGCAGCCCAGCGCGAAGAACGUGCAGCCGGAUUCCGACACGCCGCCUCCCGUCGAUGGUCCGCCACCGGAGGCGACCCCUCCUCCACAUGCCCCGAGCAACCAGCUCGGCGCGAACAACGCGCCGCCUCCCGUUGACGGUCCGCCGCCGGACGUGACCCCUCCGACUCGCGCUGCAGGUGCUGAGCUUGACGCGCUGUCUGCUCCCACUGAACAGGAUGCGGGUUCUGCUGCUGCCUACUUGCCAACGUGGCAAAGUUGGGUCUUGGGAGCUGAUGAAAGCUGGCGUUCGGUCUUGUCGGACAUCCAGGCAGACGAUCUUCAAGAUUGUCUCAAUCCCCUCCUUGAUUCAUGGGUAGCAUUCGAGGCUUCACGCGGCUACAUCGACGGGAAUCGCAACAUGAAAACAGCAUUCCGUCCCGCUCAAGUUCUUUGGUGGAUGAACAGCCUUCGUGACCCUGACGCCAUCCCGGAUAUCAACGACUUCGAUGUUUUCGUCACGAACUGGUGGAAAUGGCUGCAUGUGCUGUCGCCAGUUUGGCGACAGCAUCCCAACUUCGAAUCGCCGUUCCCUCCGUUCACACACGAUAUUCCGGAAGCUGCUGAAUGGGGAUAUCUCACGCAGAGUGGCUCCAAGGGGAUGGUUCUCGUCGUUGCCACUGUAGUAUGGUGGGGCACGGCAGUAGCGCUUCAGCCCGGAGACAGGACUUCCGGCUGGCUAGCGGCUAUACAGGAGCUAACUUGGGUUCUUCAGAAUGCUGCCCCCCUCUCGUCUCGCACGCCUUUGACCCGUCCUCUCGCCUCUGCCGACAGUGCAAACAAGAAAUCGGCAGUGUCGCGGCCGCGUGUACCAGCCAAAAGGGGGCUCAAACGGAAGGCCAAUGAAAAUGCCGAACCCAAGCCGUCGAAGAGGACCCGUCGCAAAUAG
This is a messenger RNA of Punctularia strigosozonata HHB-11173 SS5, 2691 nucleotides long. RefSeq lists its product as uncharacterized. The coding region runs from base 1 to 2691 and encodes 896 amino acids. The record is from RefSeq and is a predicted model, not a curated record. The transcript has 5 exons. Lineage: Eukaryota; Fungi; Basidiomycota; Agaricomycetes; Corticiales; Punctulariaceae.